Messenger RNA from Limulus polyphemus (Atlantic horseshoe crab), 1244 nucleotides. RefSeq lists its product as uncharacterized. The transcript has 3 exons. The record is from RefSeq and is a predicted model, not a curated record. The annotation marks the transcript as partial. Lineage: Eukaryota; Metazoa; Arthropoda; Merostomata; Xiphosura; Limulidae.
GAAGGAGAGCGUCAUCAAUUAUAAUACAAUGAUAGUGUAUACUUGGAUAUUCUUUCUAACAACAGUUAAAACUUGUUGAAAAACUAAUAUUUUGCCUAAUAAAAAAUAAUUCGCACGCGGUUUAGCUAUUAUUACCGGAUGUUAAAAAAAAAAGAAUAACGUGUCAGUUUAGUAGAAUUCCUCGUAGCGGUAGUUGUAGUUGAGACCAAAUAGCGCGUGGCGGUCAAGACAUGACGAGGCCUAAAACUUUCAAAACCCGUUUUCCAAAGCCAGUGAAGACGAGAUUCUAUGUUUAUCGUUUUUACGGUUAGUGUGUGUGUAAGAUGAAUUCUGUAAGUAACGCGACUGUGUUGCGUUAACCGCUUUCUGCAGCCUGAAGUUGCGUUAUUCGAGAGUGGAUUUUAACCAUGGCGUGGCAAGACUUACGGAGGUGGAAACGUGUGAUCCUAUCGGCCAGGCGGAGGAGUAGUGACGGAAGGAAGAACAAGGACAAAGACAAGACGACACUACAUACAAACCCUGAAUUUUCAAACGAAUCUAGGAAAUCGACGCGGCUCUCACAAGUCGUCCAAGACGCUCGUCACGUGCUUCCACAGGAUCAAGAGAGGAAAGACUGUAGAAUUUGUAUGACUGGACAUAAGAAUCACUAUUGCUCCCCAGAAUGUAAAGAGGCGAAGGAUUCGGAUAUUUUGGAACUUAAAGAUCAACAAUUACUCUUCGGUGAAAAUAGGAAGGGUUCUUUAACAGAAACUAAAGGUACGUGUGUACAAGGUUUGGAGAAUGUACCUCUGCAUAAGGAUAAGCAUCCAUGGAAAUUCCAGAACAACAUUCCUUUUGACGAAAUCAGCAGUAAAGACCUCAAGGACCAAGAAUGUCGAGAACUAAGUCCCAGAUGCGGGGACAGCGAUUCUGACCAGAAUCUAAGUGUAGGUUCGACUGUUCACUUGAAACAACACAUUAACGAGCUUGACAGAGACUUCACUGGCUUCGUAAACAGCAGAGAAAUCGGUGAUAGAUACUGGUUUGAGAAAUGUGAUGAUGUUUAUGAAAGAGUUCCUUUUGCGGAGGAUUUACCUGUUUCACAAGAACCAGCUGGAGAGGUUGACCUCGAAAUGGCGAGAGAGAAAAGGGAUUCUUUAAAGGGUUCCAUGGAGAGAGAGUUUACUUGUCUCCGGGGGCAAGAAAAACAAAAUAUAUGUCUGGAAAAACGGAAAAUGGAACAACUGAAACGUGAAUUCAAUUCG